AUGCACGAGGUCUCCACAAUGCCGCCGAUUGAUGCUGCAUCGAAGCUCUCCCCUCUACCAGUCACCAAACUGCCCGCACUGGACGUUGUCGACCAAUAUGUGGUAGGCCGGAAGUGUGCUCCACGUGGACGCAGUGAUGCGAUUGAGCUGCAGUGCAGCUCAGACAAGUCACUGGCCACGGAGAUUAUCCAGGGCUAUGCAGACUUUAUUGCGCGGUUCACGGGCUUGGAAGAAGUUGCUUUCGUGGUUGCCCGAGGCUCGCUUCCGAGCGGAGAGUCGCAAUCAUCACGCACUAUAGUUCAUGCAACCCAAGCAGCAAGCCGACAUUCAUCGGACAAAGAUGGCACGCCGUUGUGCUCUUGGCGGGAAAUCGACUCUCCUGUUUAUAGAAAAGAAGACAUUCAGUUCGUCCUGGACAUAGACUGGGAAACCCGCAGUAAUGAACUCGAUUGUGAAACUGAUGAUUGCUUCACAUUGAACGUCAGGCCUGGCGGCACCGCAGAUCGUCUUGAGAUCUCGCUUUUAUAUCCACAGACCCUGAUCCCGCAUUUAGCUGUCUCUCAACUGCUAAAUGUAGUUGCAUCAUAUAUAUCGGCCUGCCAGAAUCGCACUGGUAUUGACUCGAGCAAUAUCCCCGAAUCUUCAAUAUUAAACUUUCCUUCUCUCGCCAAGCCACCGGCACGCAAUACGAAUUUAAACGAUGGCCCCUUUCUGCUGCACGCCGCCUUCGAGGAUUGGGCCGCCAGAAAGCCUCAUGCUCCGGCAUUGGAUUUUAUUUCUGCCUUUGACCAGCUGGGUACAGCCGCUCAGCACCAUACUUUGAGCUAUGGCGCUCUCAAUACCGCUGCGACAAAUCUGGCAAUUCACCUGCAAUCUUUAAUUUCUCCCAAAAAGGGGCCCCAAAUUAUUCCCGUAUACAUGUCUACAUCACCCGAACUUUAUAUCUCAUAUCUUGCAAUCCUCAAAGCCGGGUUCGCUUUCUCCCCAAUUCCCCUUGACGCUCCAGCAGAUCGCACCCGAGAGAUUCUCACCGAACUCCAAUCCUCAGUUAUACUGACCAUUGAGGAUAAGCUGCCAUCUGGCUCAUGGUGCCCAGAAGGCCUUUGUACAGACUUGGUUAAUGUGACUCAAGUAUCGCGAUGGAAAGAGCUCUCAAACCAGAACGAACAACCACUGGUGGAGGAGGCUAGAUUGAGCACCUUCCAUUCGCCAGGCAUUGAAGACACCGAGCUUGCCUAUCUAAUGUUCACAAGCGGCUCGACGGGCAAGCCCAAAGGUGUCCAGAUAUCGCAUCUAGCAGCUGCAUGUUCGAUUGAAUCUCACCUGUCUCAAAUUCCUCUGCCACGGGGAAACUUGCGUUGGUUCCAGUUCGCCGCUCCCACGUUUGAUCCCUCGCUUAUGGAGAUCUUUGUCACCCUGAGGAGCGGCGGAACGCUCUGCUCUGCCUCUCGAGACCUAAUAUUGACGGAUUUGGAGGGGAUUAUCAAUGAAAUUCAAGCUAAUAUUAUGAUGGCGACCCCCAGUCUAGCCGCCUUACUGCGGCCCUUCAAGUUGAAGACUUUGAAAUACCUUUGGACGAUGGGUGAAAAGCUGAAUCGAACUGUCAUCAACAAUUUUGGUAGUGAUGGAGUAGCAGGAGAGACAUCGACUUCGAACUUUACGCUGGUCAACGCCUAUGGUCCGACCGAAGGUGCAAUCAACUGCACAUAUUUAGCUCACAUUAAGCAUAACGUGCGCGGCUCCAUCAUUGGCGAACCUCUUUCAACCUGUUCCAUGUUUAUUUUGGACCCAAACAGCCAUGCCCCGAAGCCUAUUUUUGCUGGUUGCGCUGGUGAGCUUGCUAUUGGUGGUCCACAGGUGAGCAAGGGCUACAUGAAUCGACCAACAGAGACCGCCAAAGCAUUUGUCGACAGUGCCGAAUUCGGACGAUUGUACAGGACUGGUGACAUGGCCCGCAUUGUUUGGGACGAAUCCGGCCGUCAGCUCAUCGAGUUCUUGGGAAGAAUUUCCUCGGACCAAGUAAAACUUAGCGGUCGUCGGGUUGAACUUGGAGAGAUCGAGUCUGUGCUAGCCACUGUGAGCGGGGUCUCUGAGGUUGUUUGUGUAGUGUCUCAACGAGAGGCAGGUCGAAGUGGGAGUGAACAAGUCGUCGCCUGUCUUGCUCUCGCCGAAAGGUGUGAAAAUGACAAGCCGGAUAUUGUGGGAAAUUGUUCAAGUACCUCCAGUCGCCAUCUUAGCUCAUACAUGUGCCCAUCAGCAUACUUGUUUUUGAGUCACUUGCCUAGAUUGAGCUCUGGAAAAAUCGACCGACAAGCAAUAAAUGCUAUAUUGCAAAAGGAAGGCACGGAGUUGGGACUUUAUUAUCCUGAAACGGAUGUACCAGCCAGUGAUCAAAGUGAAUGGGAUGUUGCUGAUGAUUCUGUUCGUGCUUUGGUUAUACAAGCUCUUGCCGACGUUGUGGAGGACGAUACUUCGAGGAUAAUGCCGGAGACAAGCUUGUAUGCUCUUGGACUGGAUAGCCUACGAGCAAUGCGCCUUCUUCAGAAACUCCGGGACCAUUCAAUACAUGGCCUUGAUGUGGGCGAUGUUCUCCGGGCUCAAAAUCUCAAGACCCUUGUCUCUAGAUGUGCCGAGGCUGCUCGUUCUAGGAAAUCAGUACCCAACACAGAUUCUCUUGUGAACCUUCAUCAUAGCCUCGAAUCUUUUUCAGGCAAAAAUUUAUCCACCUGCGCGGACCGACUUGGAAUACGCGAGGAACAAAUUCACAAGGUCUUGCCGACAACGGCAACACAGUCGGGAAUGUUAGCAAGUUUUCUGCGCAGUUCAUCAGAGACUGAGAACUCUGCCCCUGCUUACAUUUAUCACUCUGUGAUUCCAGUUAGUACUGGUAUGGAUCUUGACCGAUUGAAAAAGUCUUGGGAUACCGUCAUUCAAAGCUACGAUGCAUUUAGAACAGUGUUUUGCUGGUUAGACGACGACAUGUCGCCUUUUGCGCAGUGUAUACUUACAUCGGAUGCAUUCUCUGAGCCUCGUUGGAAUACUUAUUCUGUCGUCCAAGGCGAAACAUCAGAAGAAAACACCGUCCAAUUGGCGCUUGAUAAUGCCGAACAAAACAUAAAUAUCGAGAAGAACCCUUGGCAAAUGUCCUCGGUCACUUCGGACCACAAAUCUUCCUUAAUACUUAGCAUGUUUCAUGGAAUUUUCGAUGGCGGUUCACUACAGCUCCUGCUGGAAGAUGUGUUUGCUAUUUAUGAGGACAGACCACUCUCAUCAAGAACAUCCUUAGAGCAUAUUGUGACACACCACUUUCAGGCCGAACAUUCAAGCACUACCAAGUUUUGGGAAACUCACCUGGAGGGCUAUUCGCCUGUUCAGUUUCCUGCUCUAACCGCCAAUCGUCCUUCAUCUUCGCCAAAAACCGAUGCUAUCGAAAUUCCUUCCGCUAUUGGCUACAACGAUCUAAAAAGUGCCUCAAAACUGAUGGGUGUCACAACACUAUCUGUUCUCCAAGCAGCGUGGGGAUCUAUCCUGCUGGCAUACUCUGGAACUCGAGACCAAGACGUCGUCAUGGGCAGUGUGGUAUCUGGAAGAUUAGAUGUUGAGUCCGAAAUCUGCAUCGGGCCCACUUUCACUACUGUUCCUAUUCGAAUUCCCCUGGCAAAAAUCCCAAAAACUGGAGAAAUCCCCGAUAGCUUGUCAGUGGCACGUUAUCUAACUUUGUUGAAUGCGGAGACAUUGUCCUAUCUUCAACCUCAACUCGGAUCAGUAGUUACGGCAGAGGGGCGUCUUCCGUAUGAUACUCUUCUAGCCUUCCAAGACUUCAACGGCGGAUCGAAUUCUUCCCAGGAUUUCUGGCCGUAUAUAGACCACCCUCCAAUGACCAAUGAUUUUGCUGUGAUGGUUGAAGUAUGGCCAAGUCAUGACUCGAGCUUGAUUCUCAGGGCCACAUUCAAAGACACAGUCAUGGACCAAAGUACGGCUAAAAUUAUGCUUUCUCAAAUGAGUAACAUUAUUGCCUCGAUUGUGAACAGACCGCAAGAAAACUUUUUGCAUACACCUUGCAUCGACGAUGCCGCUUUGAAGUCUGCACUUGUCCCGGCUGAGUUGUACCACAGUGAAAUUCCAGAUGACGUCUAUAUUCAUAGUCAGUUUGAGGCUCAUGCAAGAUCAAAUCCUGACGAUAUCGCAUUGCUCUAUAGAGCAGAUGUUCUUGACGAGACGAGUCCUACCAAUAUUUCUUGGACUUACCAUGAACUUGACUCAAGAUCUCAGUCCUUGGCGAAUUAUCUUAUUUCAGAGCAUGGUCCACUAGCAGGUUCUGUCAUCCCCAUGUGUAUCGAGAAGAGCCCUGCGCUGUAUGUGGCUCUUCUCGGAAUCCUGAAGGCGGGCGGAGCGUGGUGUCCCGUUGACGUUUUCUCACCACCACAACGUCGUCGUGACCUUAUAGCACGCACGGGAGCAAAAGUCCUCUUGACAUCUAGUAUUGACUCAGUACAACAUGAUACAUCUGUACCUGAUGGCGUCCAACUUAUCGACGUGUUUCGCUUCACCACUAAAUCGCAUUCUGUGCACAUCGAAGGAAACGACAUUGUUGACGCGCCAUUUGCUAAAUCAACCGAUUUGGCGUACUUGAUUUGGACGAGCGGUACAACUGGAGCUCCCAAAGGUGUUCCGAUUACGCAUUCUGCUGGGGUCACUAGCAUAAAAUCACUGCUGAAGGAAAUCCCGAAGAGCAUUAAUGGAAGUGUCCGGUGCUUGCAAUUCUCUCAAUACACCUUUGACGUCUCGAUACAGGACAUUUUCUACACAUGGAGUUGUGGUGGUGUAUUGAUCUCUGCACCUCGAGAAGUCAUGCUAGGCUCAUUUGCUCAGCUUGCCAACGUCACCAAUGCGACUCAUGCGCAUCUGACCCCGGCUUUCGCAGCUGGGGUUCAGAGGAGUGCUUGUAAGACCUUGGAAGUCGUAACAAUGAUUGGAGAGAAGCUUUCGCAGCCUGUCGCGGACGACUGGGGUCGAGAUAUGCGAGCAUUCAAUACUUACGGGCCAGCGGAAGUGACCAUUGUCUCAACUGUUCGUGAAUUCGGUAAUCAGCACAAGACUGUCAAAAGUGCCAAUAUCGGCUGGCCCCUUGGUUCCGUUUCAGCUUUUAUUCUUUCGAAUGAUAAGUUACUCAUGAAGAAUGCCGUUGGAGAGCUUGCUCUGGGCGGUCCGCAGCUCUCCCCGGGGUAUCUCAACCAGGAAGAAGUAACCAACGCAAAAUAUCGGUGGAACGACGAGGCCUCGCAGAUUCUUUACCAUACCGGAGAUCUUGUCCGUAUGUUAUCAGAUGGAUCAAUGGAGUUUAUUGAUCGGUUUGACGAUCUCGUGAAGCUCGGCGGCAUCCGCGUGGAGCUCAGUGAGAUCAGUUACACUCUCGGUAACUCGCACCCAUUGGUGGAAAGUGUCGAAACUGCUGUCAUGAAUAGGCCGGAUAGGCCUGUUAAAGUAGUUGUUUCCUUCUUGUCGGCGCCUGGUGCUGCGUCAAACACUGAACAGAACCAGAACAUUCUGCUUAACGAGACAGCCAUUGGAGUGGCUCGAUCAGCCAAAGAACGCGCUUCAGCAAACCUUCCUGCUCAUAUGAUUCCAUCUGUCUAUUUGGUUGUCCCGUCCAUCCCACGAACACAAUCUGCAAAAACAGAUAGACGUGCCCUUCAAAAUAUUUAUGCUAAGUUUGACAUAAAUCAUUGGGAGGAAUCAUUGAAACAGAUCGACGACGAAGCACCCCAGAUGGAUAUAUUGAAUUCCAACUCCCCUGAAACUAGAACGGUUAUCUCUAUUAUUUCCUCGCUUACUAAUGUCUCUGAAUCGUCGAUCACUGGACCUAGCCGUCUUGGAAGUCUGGGAAUUGACUCUAUCCGGGCUAUCAGAUUAGCAUCCCGCUUAAACGAAGCCGGCCAUCAGCUUUCGGUUGUCAGUGUCCUUCACUGCCAAACAGUUCACGACCUUCUGGCACUUGUGGAUUAUUCAUCCAAAAAGCUUGAAAGCAAUGGACUAUAUGACCUCGAGACGUUUAACCACCAAUGGUACAGUGUAACAGCCGCCGCGGUCUCGGACGAUUUCCUUGUUGCACCAGCCACGCCAAUCCAGGAAGCUCUUUUGAGUGAAACUAUGGGAACGUCAAGCAUGUACUGGAGUAAUCACUUUUUUGAGCUUGAGCCGUCAGUCGAUAUUGCAAGGCUGAAACAAGCCUGGCAUAAUGUGUGUCUGAAGAAUGAAGCCCUACGGACCGGGUUUAUUCCUCUUGCUGAGAUUCAAGAGCAAGUUCCCGGACAAUCGGAAAAUUUUUCCAUGUUGCAAAUAAUUUACAAUGAGGCUCAACUCGACUGGGAGUCCGUUCGAUGCACAGGAAAUGACUAUCGAGCGUUGUUGCAAGAAAGACUAAAUGCAAUUAUGACCACUCACCAAGACAGCUAUUUCAGACGAGCUCCCUGGGCAGUCACAGUAUUUGAUAACAAUGCGGAUCGCGUCAUGGUACUCACUAUUCAUCACUCUAUUCAUGAUGGUUCAUCCCUGGAGUUCAUUAGGGACGAUGUCCGCCAUGCCUACUCGUCAAAUGCCCCUUCGAGGCCUCAGUUACAGGAUGGCCUAUCUGUCAUUCUGUCCACAGAAGAAAAGAGGAAUGAAACUGAAAGCUUCUGGAAAGCCGAACUAAAGGAAUAUGCGGAUCUCGAAUUCCCUCUUUGGCCUAAUCUCACAGGGAAGAGAGCGAGAAGUGGGACGACUGAGCCACAGCGCAAAUUCAUGUCAGAAAGCAUUUUCCUGGCAGAUUCCACGUCCACUCUCCGUUCAAAGGCUGCCGACCUUGGCGUCUCAUCAAUUGCGUCUAUUAUAAGAGUUGCAUGGGGGAUUGUCUCCCUGAGCUACUUUGGUACUCCUGCAGCUGUGUUUGCUGAAACCCUAUCCGAUCGCGUGCUAGACGCAGACAUAGACAAGACCAUUGGACCGUUCAUCUCAGUUAUUCCAGUGCCUUUCCAUCCAAAGGGUACAGUGCGAGAGGUUUUUGUAGAACAAAACCGCCUCUCAUUGAAUUCCUGGAAGUAUCGCCAUGUUCACGCCCGUGAGGUUCGCAGAAUGUUGAGGAGGCCUCGCAGCGAACCACUGUAUCCUGGCAUCUUUACGUUUCACUCAACUAGCGAAAAACCAUCAAACCCAAACCCCCACAUUUGGACUGAAAAGGAAGAUGAACUUGGAUUGAAUGUUGAACAUCCGCUGGCACUCAAUGCUUAUGAGGAAUCCGAUGGUUCUCUAGUCCUGGAAGCGUCGUCUUUGGCAACAGUCAUGAGCCCCGAACAGUUGAAGCUGUUUGUUGGUCAAAUCGAAUGUUUGAUCGGGAUUAUGUUAGAACAUCCAGAUGCAUUAGUUACGGAGCUCUCUAGGUUCAUGUCUAGCGGUUUAUUGUCAGUUUCCAAACCGCAAGUCAGUCGCGAAGAAAAGGAAACAGUAACUUUGAGCCCAACACAUUUGUUCGAAACUCAUGCGGCUCAACACCCAGAAUGGACGGCCGUCGAAGUGGCAAGCUCAAUCACUGAGAGUCAUAUUCAAAAAGAGUUCAUUACGUAUGGCGAGCUCAACUCCAAAGCGAACAAAGUCGCUGCCUACCUUGAUUCACAGGGUUUUCGAAACAGGAUAAUCGCUAUCUGCGCUGGCCGGAACAUUCCCUCAUACUCUGUUACCCUGGGAAUAUUCAAGUCCGGGAAUGCCUAUUUGCCAAUCGAUGAAGGACUUCCAGAUGACCGCAAGGCCUUUUUGGUUGAAGACGGCAAUUGUCCCAUUGUUUUCACGGAAUCCGCGUUUGAGGAAACAUUUGCAAAUGUUCCAGAUUCGUGUCAGGUUGUGUGUUUUGACCAGUUAGCUUUUGAAAAUACAUUGUCAAGUAUGCCUUCGGAUCAAAAGGUGUAUCCUGUGAACCCUGACGAUACUUGUUACAUUCUCUACACAUCGGGUUCCACCGGGAAGCCAAAGGGUGUGAUAGUUACUCAGGCUAACUUUGCUUCUUUCAUGGAAUCAUUUUCUGAAUUUGUUUGUAGCGCUGCACCCGAUACUCUCAAACUCGGGGGAAAGGGCCGUUGGUUAGCCCAGGCCAGCAGAGCGUUUGAUCCCCAUCUUGCAGAAAUGUUCUUGCCAUGGCGGUUCGGCAUGGCAACUUGUACAGGGCAGCGAACACUACUCAUGGAUGACCUUCGAUCGACACUCGUCCAGUGGGAUAUAACACACGCAAGUUUCGUUCCCUCUCUUCUUGAUCAAACCAACAUUCUACCCCACCAUUGUCCCAAGCUGAAAUAUCUCAGUGUCGGAGGUGAGAAAAUCUCCCAAAGAGUGUUGGAUACUUGGGGUUCAGCCCCUGGAGUAGCUCUUAUCAACGCGUAUGGGCCUACGGAGGUCACUAUUGGGUGCACAUUUGCAAACGUGGACGAAAAUACUACUCUUAGGAGCAUUGGCUCUCCACUUUCCUCGUGCGUUUGCCACGUAUUGCUUCCUGGUACCUUCGACUAUGCUCUCCGCGGCCAAGUCGGGGAACUUUGUUUUACGGGAAGUAUCGUUGCAAAGGGCUAUUUGAAUAGACCAGAUGCCGCGGGCUUCGUGACAGAUCCGCAUGGUACGAAGAUGUACCGAACCGGAGACAUAGGGCGUAUGAUGCCGGAUGAUAGCAUAGAGUACCUCGGCCGGGGAGACGACCAAACAAAAAUCCGUGGGCAAAGAUUGGAGCUAGGCGAAGUAUCAGAAGUUCUUCGCCGCUGCUCUCAAGUUCCGAUUGAUGUUGUCUCCAUGAUUGCAAAACACCCGGCUCUGGCUAGGAACCAACUUAUCUCAUUUGUCGCCCGCGCAGAAAGUCGAAAGAUGGAUGAGGGAAUCGAUCUUUCGAUUGUUAGCUCUGACCUUACAACAAUGGCAAGGGAUCUCCAGGAUGCAUGCAAAAGCAAACUUCCCGGCUACAUGGUGCCCGAGAUUGUGCUUCCUGUUACACACAUUCCUCUGGCUGCGAUGUCCGGAAAAGCCAAUACUAAACAGUUGCAAGCUUUAUUCUGUGAUAUUCCACUACCUCAAAUUCUCGCUGGAAAUCACUAUUCCGGCAACAAAGCCUUGGAGGCUUCAAGCCGUGCACUUACGGUCGAUGAAGAGGCCGUUGUGACAGAGAUUUGUAGCACAAUUCCGAUAGACCGAUCAUCCUUGAAGCAUCAGACGAACAUAUUUGAAAUUGGAAUUGAUAGUCUUAGUGCAAUCAACUUGUCUGUCCGUCUUCGCAACAUUGGCUACAAUGCUUCGGUGGCUGUGGUCAUGAGCAAUCCCGCGGUUGAACAGCUUGCUCGCCUGCCAAAACGUUCGGAGCAAUCAUUCACACAUAUUUCUGAGCACGAGUUGAAGGAAAGGCUGUCCAGACUAAACUCUGAGUUUUUGAGCCGACCUCCAAAAGGUAUCGAUACGACUCAGGUAACCAUCAGACCAUGCCUUCCUCUACAAGAGGGACUCGUGGCUCGUUCGAUCAACGACGACAGCACGCAGCUCUAUGUCAAUCAUAUUCUGUUGAAGCUUAAUGAUUCUAUUGAUUCGACGGCGCUUAAAUCUGCAUGGCAGUCCACGGCAGACCAAAGUGAUAUCUUGAGGACUGCAUUCUCUGCACUCGAAUCCGAAAUAGUCCAAAUGGUUUUCGCGGCUGAGUACCAUCGUAUUCACUGGACAGAACAAGAAUUCACCAGCUUUGAGCAGGGCAUGUCAGAAAUAGAGAGCCAACGAGUAACUAUAUCCAGUGAGAUUAUCCAGAACAUCACAACGACUCCACCAGUACGAUUCCGGCUCGCCAAGUCUACGCAGAUUGGAAAUCCCUGGAUACUCAUGAUUUCCAUCCACCACAGCCUUUACGAUGGUGAGUCAUUUGUGAUGUUGCUUAAUGAUGUUGCAACUCGCUAUGCAAAUGGAAGUCCACCUGAGCGAGGAUCGCCGUCCACAUUCGUCGAGCAUGUUUAUUCACAGAACUUCGAAAGAUCCAAGACUCACUGGACGCGGGUCUUGUCCGGUUGUCAACCCACUCUAUUCAGGAAUGACGCUUUUGUUACCGAAAAAUCGGCUUUCUUAAAUCAUACACUUUCAAUAGCUCUCUCGGAUAUUGAAAGCUGCUCGGCUGGUCUUCGAGCGACUGUGCCUUCGUUCAUGCAAGCCAUUUUUGCCUUGUUACUUGCUGACACUGUCAAUACAUCGGAUGUAACAUACGGCCUCGUACUCUCCGGUAGGGCUGCGUCGGUCUCUGGUGCGGAGUCUGUACUUCUACCAUGUAUUACUACAAUUCCAAGUCGCCUCAAUACUCAAGAUAUUGGAACAGUCGAGGAAACAAUUGAAUAUGUGCAACGGGCCUCUGCCCUGUCUCUUGAGUAUCAACAUACGUCCUUGAGACAUAUCCAGCGCUGGGUCAAGUCGGAGACUCCCUUGUUUGACUGCUUAUUCUCCUUUAUUAAAACUGCAGAGCCGUCGAGUCACGGUCUCUGGGAAGAGUUGAACAGUGAAAUGCCGGCAGAUUAUCCUUUCGCAAUGGAAGUAGAAGCAGAUUCGGCGAGCAACAAAAUCCACAUUCAUAUCGGGUUCACACCGUCAUUUGGACAGCCAUCCCGAGCAGAAGACAUGGUUGGGAAAAUGGAUUUUGUUCUGUCGAAACUUAUCGCGAGAGAGUCAAUAUCGUUGAAGGACUUCAAUCUUUCAUCGCCUACUGGGUCUCGACCAGUUCAGAAAAAUUGGGAUGAUAACAACUGGUCGCCAGUAGAAGUUAAGAUUCGUGAGAUAGUGGCUCAAGUCUCUGGCUUGGAUGAGAAUGACAUCUCAAAGGGGACUUCUUUCUUGAGUCUUGGUAUUGAUUCGGUCACUGCAAUUCAGUUCUCUCGCAAACUUCGUGCCACCGAUAUAUCGGUGUCUUCGGCAGACAUAAUGCGUUUCUCUUGUGUGGGAGCAUUGGCUCUACAUGUUCACCAAAAGGCAUCUGAAACUGCUGUGGAUUCUCCAGAGAUCGUCAAUGUGGAUGUGCAAGAACUCAAAAAACAUGCAUUGCAGGUUCCCUUACUUAGCUCGACGGACUCGAUUGAAACGAUUUUCAAGUGCACUCCAUUGCAGUCAUCCAUGAUAACACAAACUCUGGGUUCGGAUGGAAGUGUUUAUAUCCACCCGCACGUCGUCAGGCUUUCUGACUUUGUAGAUACCGACAAGCUGAAGACCGCCCUUUCCCAAAUCAUUGCCGCCAAUAGUAUUCUGCGCACUUCCUUUCUGCAUGUUCUUGAGCCAGAAAAUUCAUGGGUUGGAGCAGUCCAUACUGACUUUCCUAUUCGUUGGCACGAAAUAACGCUUCCAGUUAAUUCCGACGUGAGCACUGAGAUGAUGAAAGUUUUGCAGUUGAACGAGGAAUCUGCAUUCUCUGUUCCACCGCUUCGGCCGGUGCUCAUCCACCAGGGUAAUGAGCGGAUCUUUGCCAUUAUCAUGCACCAUGCUUUAUAUGAUGGUGUUUCCCUUCCAUUUAUAUUUGACGACUUGAUACUCGCAUACCAAGAGUCUUCCCUACCGGAGCGUCAUCAGUUCGCAGAUGUUGCCCAUCGAUUAUUAGAAGGUCAAGCGGAUUCCUGUGAUUUCUGGGUUCAAAAAUUAGUUGGCUAUGACGUUGUGGAAUUACCACCUCUUCAAGAGGUGCAGUUCUCAGAAACUCUGUUCCUGUCUGAGUUUGUGGUUGAGCUUGGUACUCCUACCAUCCUCGAGGCUUGCAAGGCAAUGGAAGUUACAGUUCAAACCAUUGCUCUCUUGGCAUAUGCAAAGGUUCUUGCCAAAUUGUUUGGCAGAAAUGAUGUCGUCUUUGGCCAUGUCCUCGCGGGACGUUCGCUCUCCGGUGUAGAGAGUGAGCAUAUCAUCGGACCUCUUUUCAAUACAGUUGCUCAGAGAGUGACACUUGGUCCAAAACUUAUGAGCAACCGUGAAACACUACAAUACUUGCAACAGUCUACAACCGAUGCACAAGAUCACCAGCAUGCAUCUUUGCGCACUGUUCAAAACUCCCUUCGGCAGAUUGAUGGCUUUGGGGCAGCUUCGCUAUUUGACACUCUGUUUGUCUUCCAGAAGAGUGCACUGGCCUCGGGGGCCUUGCUGGAGGAAGAUAAGCUGUGGGCCCCUUAUGUGGAGGAGGAGGAUUCGAAUGCUUCACAGGUCGAGCACAAGCUAAAUAUCGAAAUUGAUCAUGGUGAUAACGCCGUGGUUUCCAGAGCUUCGUGCAAAGGUCAAUUUCUGACACACGAAAUUCUUGACAGUCUUCUGAAAGGUUUCAAUCAAGCUUUUUGUGAUAUCAUCAAUUACCCUACGCGCUGCGUGCUUGAUAUUCCAGACUAUUUUGACAGAAUACCGACGCUUAUCGUAUCGUCAAGUUCAAACGAACGAGUUACGAUCGACUCCGAGGCACCUAUCCACGAACCAACCGUGCAACGCAUAUUGUCUGAGAUUGCCGGGUUGCCUGUAGAAACUAUUCAGCCCAACACAAGCAUCUUUAGUAUUGGUUUGGAUUCUCUUUCCGCAAUUCGAAUCGCUUCGCAAUGUCGAGAACAAGGCUUGACAGCCGGUGUUGCCGACAUUCUCCAGGGAAAUACACUUCGCGGUAUUUCCUUGAGGAUUCGGAUUAAUUCUCAGAAACAUGAGGCGUUGCAAAAGCCUCUAGUUACUGACUACACUGACGUUGAGGAGAGCGUUCUCAUCCACCUAGGGAUCACGUCUGAUAGGGUUGAAAAUAUCAUUCCCUGUCUCAGCGGACAAAUGUACCACCUUGCCUCUUGGCUACAAUCUGGCAGGACUCUUUUCGAACCUGCGUGGUCAUAUUCUUGCUCUCAGCGUAUUGAUGAAGAUCGCAUGAAAGACACUUGGUCAGAGCUGCGACAGAGACACCCAAUCCUUCGAACUUGUUACGCUGCCGUGUCUUCGUCAGAGGCACUACAAAUUGUUUUGAAGACUGCUAACCGGGAUGAUGAGACUUUUAAGGUUGUUAAAUACUCAACAAACUUGGUUGAGGCCGCCCAAACCCAAGCGAAAGAAGAAGCCUUACAUCCAUCUUCCAUGGCGACACCGCCAGUCCGAUUACGUUUGUUGAAGGCGAACGAUCGGGAUGGGGUCAUUCUUAUUAUACACCAUGCUUCAUACGACGCUUGGUCAAUGCCCAUUCUCGUGGACGAAUUAGCGGCCAAGUAUCAGGAAAAGACUGUCGAGUCAAAUCCGGACUUUUCAUCCUUUGUCCAGUUUACUGUCAAUUCUCUAAAGGAUGUGGAUGAUACUGAUUACUGGAACUCUGUGGUUGGGAGCAGCACUUCAACUGUGAUUAAACCUUCAUCUACAACUACCACGGAUUCCGAUACAGAAAACCAGCAGCUCUUCGUAGGAGGCUGGGAAAAGGUGCGAAACUUGGAUCAUCUAGAGCGGGUUUGUCGCUCGUCGGGCAUCAGUCUUCAGAGCCUAGUUCUCCUAGCAGUAUCUCGUGUGUUGGGUCGUCUGACGCAGACUCCAUCUCCAACUUUUGGUUUAUAUCAAACCGGUCGCUCAGCAGCUUUCUCUGGAAUCGAGAGGCUGACAGGACCAUGCUUGAAUGUCACGCCAUUCACUGCGAGAGAUAUUUUGGAGGAUGAUAAUCUUGCCAGCACCCUUGAGAAAGCUCGCUCCAUCCAGGCAGACCUUGCCCAUCGGGUCUCUUAUGAGCAAAGCUCGCUUCGUGAGAUUCUUAACCUUUGGAGCAGUAGAAACGGCACAGGGUCGUCUCUGUUCAAUGUCUGGGUGAACCUGCUUUGGACACAGCAGCAUACAUCAAGUGAAACAGCUUCUAAUGGCGAGGACAAGAAUUUAUUCGAGCCACUAGCUAUUGGAGUUCCAACAGAUUUCAUGCCGCAAUCGCGGUUUGCAAGACCAGAUGCUUCAGAGACAUCUGUCGCCGGACUGGAUACGUCUUACCUUCCGAAAGAAAACAUUUUUAUUGACAUUGGGCCGGAUUCGCGCACAAAUACUAUUGGUUUUGGGGUUCGUGUUGAAGGGGGGUUGAUGGAGGAAUCAGAGGCGGAAAGGUUGAUAACGGAUGUUGGUGAGGAAAUUGAGAAGCUUGUCAAUGUUCUUGGUUAA
Molecule: messenger RNA, 14151 nt
Organism: Talaromyces rugulosus
Lineage: Eukaryota; Fungi; Ascomycota; Eurotiomycetes; Eurotiales; Trichocomaceae
Exons: 2
Coding region: 1-14151 (4716 amino acids)
Biological process (GO): secondary metabolite biosynthetic process; amino acid activation for nonribosomal peptide biosynthetic process
Cellular component (GO): cytoplasm
Molecular function (GO): phosphopantetheine binding; catalytic activity
Source: RefSeq, a predicted model, not a curated record